Necator americanus (New World hookworm) is the source of this 294-nucleotide messenger RNA. RefSeq lists its product as uncharacterized. The transcript is spliced from 2 exons. The record is from RefSeq and is a predicted model, not a curated record. Lineage: Eukaryota; Metazoa; Nematoda; Chromadorea; Rhabditida; Ancylostomatidae. The coding region runs from base 1 to 294 and encodes 97 amino acids.
AUGGAAUCGCCUAGAGGAGGUGUGAGAUGGCCACGCCAGGACCGCGAUAGCCACAGCACGCCUGUCAUGUGGGCCACCAUUCGACAAAACCCAAUUCUGGAAGCAUGUUUGAAAUCGGGGACUUCUGUGCUACCGAGAGAUGGCUUCAAACUCUGUUUUGCCCAAGGAUUUCGACAGAUCGAUCCAUCUGAAUCUUUGGAACAGAAGUUAACACAAUCAGCGAUAAAAGCGGCUACCUUGAUGAAGUGGAGGCAGUCAUGGAAGGCAGUACCGAACAGGCAUCGAUCUUCGUAA